UCAAAACAUACGCGAACUCGACGAUGAAUAUCAAGUUUGCCAUCGUCCUAGUGGCACUGGCCACGCAAGUGAGCUGCGCGGAGGAGGGCAAGGCAGCGGAGGAGAGCGCGUCGCCAAAGGACUCCGUGGCCGAGUCGACGGAGAAGAAGACGGAGAAACGAGGAUUGCACGGCAGCUACGGCGACCUGGGUGGCGGUGGCGGCGGUGACCUGGGCGGAGGCGGCGGCUAUGACCAACACGAGCACGUUAAGGCGGUGACGGUGGUGAAGAAGGUACCGGUCCCUUACGAGGUGACCAAGCACGUGCCUUACCUGGUCGAGAAACAUGUCCCGUACGAAGUGAAGGUCGCCGUGCCUCAGCCGUAUACGGUGGAGAAGCACGUCCCGUACCCGGUGAAGGUGUUCGUGAAGGUGCCGGUUCACGUGCCGCAGCCGUACACCGUGGAGAAGAAGGUGCCGUACGAAGUCAAGGUACCUGUGGACAAGCCGUACGAGGUAAAGGUGCUGGUGCCGCAGCCUUACACCGUGGAGAAGCACAUACCGGUGCCGGUUAAGGUGGGUGUCCCGCAGCCGUACACGGUCGAGAAGCACGUGCCGUACCCAGUGAAGGUCAAAGUUCCGGUGCCACAGCCUUACGCGGUAGAGAAGCCGGUACCGUACGAGGUUAAGGUACCUGUGGACAAACCGUACCCGGUUCACGUACCUAAACCGUACCCCGUCACCGUCGAUAAACCGUACCCUGUGCCGGUGGACAAGCCGGUGCCGUACGAGGUUAAGGUACCCGUGGACAAGCCGUACCCCGUGCCAGUAGAGAAACCAUAUCCUGUUCCGGUCAAGGUGCCCAUCCCGCAACCGUACCCUGUACACAAGCCGAUACCUGUCGCCGUCCCAAAGCCUGUGCCCUAUCCGGUCAAAGUACCUGUCGACAAACCAUAUAUCGUGGAGAAGGAAAUACCUGUACCGGUAGAGAAGGAGGUGCCGGUGCCGGUGAAGAUACAUGUGCCAGUGCCGAUACACGAAGGCCACGGCGGAGGCGGUGGUUACGAAGGUUUCUCUGGCUUCGGAGACGGUGGCGGAUACUCACAUCAUCGUUGA
Molecule: messenger RNA, 1094 nt
Organism: Eufriesea mexicana
Lineage: Eukaryota; Metazoa; Arthropoda; Insecta; Hymenoptera; Apidae
Gene: Vajk4
Product: chitin-binding protein vajk4
Exons: 2
Coding region: 24-1094 (356 amino acids)
Source: RefSeq, a predicted model, not a curated record